Messenger RNA from Temnothorax curvispinosus, 1120 nucleotides. It is a transcript of the gene SpdS, whose product is annotated as spermidine synthase. Bases 121 to 990 code for a protein of 289 amino acids. Gene Ontology annotation, biological process: spermidine biosynthetic process. The transcript has 6 exons. Gene Ontology annotation, cellular component: cytosol. The record is from RefSeq and is a predicted model, not a curated record. NCBI's taxonomy places the organism in Eukaryota, Metazoa, Arthropoda, Insecta, Hymenoptera, Formicidae. Gene Ontology annotation, molecular function: spermidine synthase activity.
AAACCACCGGACUACACGCGCCUUCGUCUCAGUUUGAGCUAAGCUUUCUUCGAGCGAGCUACCUACGACUGUCAUAGAGCACACUUCAGCUAAACAUAAUCAGACGCGAACUUCACCAACAUGGAUAGCAUGAAAUCAGGUUGGUUCAGCGAAUUGAACGACCUCUGGCCCGGCGUUGCACUCUCACUGGAAGUGGAGGAAAUUCUGCAUUCCGAACGCUCUCAGUACCAAGACAUCUUGGUAGUAAAAACAAAAUCACAUGGCAAGGCUUUAAUGCUCGACGGCGUGAUCCAAUGUACGGAGAACGAUGAGUGGUCCUAUCACGAGAUGAUAUCGUAUUUAUCGCUAUGCAGCCAUCCAAAACCUCAGCAUGUUCUGAUAGUCGGAGGUGGUGAUGGUGGGGCUGCCCGAGAAGUCUCGAAACACCCAGAUGUCCAACGCGUCACGCUAGUGGACAUCGACGACCGAGUUAUCGAAGUGUGCAAACAAUAUUUGCCUCGUUUGAGUUUGGGUCUUAAUAAUCCUAAAGUAAAUGUUUCCGUUGGCGACGGUUUCGAAUUUCUAAGGCAUCAUCGUGGAGAAUUCGAUGUCAUUAUCACCGACAGUAGCGAUCCCGUAGGUCCCGCCGAGAAUCUCUUUAAACAAUCAUAUUAUGAAUUGCUGAAGGCUGCGUUGAAACCUGGUGGAAUCAUUGCUAGCCAGGCUGGCACAGCGUGGAUGAACUUGGACCAAGUGCAUAGCACAUUUCAACAUUGUAAGGCUGUAUUUCCUGUCGCUGCCUACGCGAUAACGGCUGUACCGACUUACCCCACGGGUCAAAUAGGUUUCGUUCUUGGCAGCUUAGAUAAUCAAACAAAUUUGGCAGAACCGGUGAGGGUAUUCAGUGACGAGGAUCUCGAGCGUAUGUCAAUAAAAUAUUAUAAUGAUAAGGUACAUCGGGCUGCUUUUGUCUUACCGAGAUUCGUGGAUAAGGCUUUGCGAGGUGCUUAAAAUAUUAGCGAAAUAUAUAGCGAUAUUUAUUAAAUUCGAUUUAAAAGCAGUGAUUGAUGCGAAACUUAUUUGUGUGUAAAUAAUAUUUAACAUGAGAUUUUGUGACAUAAUGAAAUAAAUAAAAAUAAAU